Halteromyces radiatus is the source of this 606-nucleotide messenger RNA. RefSeq lists its product as uncharacterized. The coding region runs from base 8 to 511 and encodes 167 amino acids. Lineage: Eukaryota; Fungi; Mucoromycota; Mucoromycetes; Mucorales; Cunninghamellaceae. The record is from RefSeq and is a predicted model, not a curated record. The transcript has 3 exons.
CAGAAUAAUGAUAUUAUUUGUAUCAAUUUUGAUCAUUGUUUGUUUAUUUGUCUAUACCUUUUUUUCUUUUUUUCUUUUUUUUCUUCACUCCUCGAAUAUACUCUUCUUACUUUUUAUCACAUCUCUUUUCUAUAAAUUAUAUUAUAUUACCUCAAUAAAACAAAUUAUUCAAAUGAAAAACGUGUUCAUCAUUCUUUGUUCUCUUUGGUUGUCCUUUGUAGCUGGCGCGUUGAUCUUACCGCAAGAUCAUGAACAAUGGAAAAUAGGACAAAAGCAUACUGUAUCUUGGGAUCAUUCCUUGUACACUGAUGCGGAUACUGUGAAUGUAUUUGUGGAUGAAGAUCGGUCCAUUUCGUUGGGACAUGGUUCGGCUUUAGUAGGAAGACUAGAUGUUGAAUUACCUUCGCAACUUGCUUCAUUCAAUGGUCAAUUGAUUCAUAUCGUUGCCGUUUUUCGUCGCGAUCUUCAUCUGUACAAUGUUGAAAACGUUGCCGUUCAAUUGUCACAAUGAUCAAUUCUGCCAAUUCAUUUUUUUCUCUCUUUAGUUAAUGUUUUGCUUGCUUCCGCACCUCAGUUGUCUUUCAAUGUUCUCGAUUGAAAUAAAAC